AUGCCACCAAAGCCGUCCGCAAAGGGAGCCAAGAAAGCCGCGAAGAGCCAGAAGGCCAGCCGUACUGGAGACAAGAAGAAGAAGCAUAAGCGCAAGGAGAGCUACUCGGUCUACAUCUACCGUGUGCUCAAGCAGGUGCACCCCGACACUGGUGUCUCCUCGAAAGCGAUGUCCAUCAUGAACUCGUUCGUCAAUGACGUCUUCGAACGCAUCGCUGCUGAGGCAUCUCGUCUGGCGCACUACAACAAGCGCUCCACGAUCUCGUCUCGCGAAAUCCAGACCGCCGUCCGACUGAUCCUUCCCGGAGAGCUCGCCAAGCACGCCGUCUCCGAGGGCACAAAGGCCGUCACCAAGUACACCUCCAGCAAGUAA
Cooperia oncophora is the source of this 372-nucleotide messenger RNA. Lineage: Eukaryota; Metazoa; Nematoda; Chromadorea; Rhabditida; Trichostrongylidae. The record is from the annotation of a GenBank genome assembly.